AUGAGGGACGUUGAGACAUUGGAUCUUGAUGAGCUGAUCGGGUCAUUACAAAACUAUGAGAUGACCUUGAAGAGGUGGAGCAAGAACAAGAAGCCAAAAGAUUCUGAGAAGGAUAAACCAGAGAGUGGUGUGGCGUUUGUUCACAAAGAAGAAAAGUCUAAAAGUGUAAAUAUGUCUGGGGACAUGUCUGAUGAAACAUUCGCACUGUUGACCAAAAACUAUGCCAGAUUCCUCAAGAAGAACUUUAAGAAGAAUAACUAUGGAGGGAAGGAAAAUCAAAACAGGAAGCAGCCCUACAAAGAUCCCAAACAAGGUCAACAACCUGAAAAGAAGAAUCAUGGAAUCCAAUGUCGUGAGUGUGAAGGAUUCGGUCACAUUCAAGCCGAAUGCGCUAACACACUCAAAAAGAAGAAGGCGCUUGUUGUAACCUGGAGUGACAGCGACGAAGAUAAAGAAGAAAACAACAGUAAUGAUUCUGAUGGAGAAAAGCAAAUGGUGGCCUUUAUGGCAAGAAGCUCCAAAUCCAAAACCUCAGAAGAAGAAGAAUCAUGUGGGUCCGAUGAGGAGAGUCCCCAGAAACAAGCGGCGUAUGAGCAGAUGUUUGCUCAGUGGGGGUACAUAGCAAAAAAGAUGAAAGCUCUGGAUGACCUUAACAAAAAGAUCGAAGCUGAGAAACAAGCUCUAGAAACCCAUGUACAGAAGCUCAUCAAGCAAUUGGAGGAAAAAGAGAGUGAGAUUUACAAGAUCACAGCUGAGCUUGUCCGUGCUAAGCAAUCGUUAGAGUUUAUUCCUCCUAGUACAAUCGCUAUAAAUAAGACGUUACAACUUCAGAAGGCAUAUGGUGACAGAACUUCAAUUGGAUACAAAAUGUUGUACAAAAAGGGGAAUGAUUUGUCAAUUGAGGAGCCAUCAUUCGUUACAGCCAAAUCUGAUCCCAGCGGAGAUGAGUCUGUAGGUAAGGCUGAUGAGACAGAUGUCAGUAUUAAGGACAACACUGGGGGAAGAACCAUUUUUGUACACAAAUCAGCCCAAGGAAGUCGAUUUGUCCCCAUCUGCCACUUUUGCAAUAGACGAGGGCACAUUCGUCCGAGGUGUUACAAAUUACAAAACUAUAUCAAGCUCUUGGUCCGGAGAAACACAAUGUUUCUGGAUAAGACAUCUAAAAGGGAUGGCCGUUCCAAGAAAAGUAGGAAUGUCGCUUUGGUGGCUCAUACAUCUCUUGCUGCGUUCAAAGAUGAUUUGUGUUAUUUCGAUAGCAGUUGCUCGCGUUACAUGACAGGGAAUAAGGAAAUUCUUAUGAACUUUAAGGAAACAAGAGAGGGACUAGUCACAUUCGGAGAUGGGAACAAAGGACAUAUUCUUGGUAAAGGAGAGCUAGAGAUCGCGGGAGUCAGUCCACUAUCAGAAGUGCUCUAUGUGAAGGGACUAAAGGCCAAUCUCAUCAGCAUAAGUCAGCUUUGCGACGCUGACUAUACGGUAAGUUUCAAUAAAACUCGUUGUUUAGUUUCAUUUGAUGGGUGUUCAAUUUUGACAGGAAGUAGGAUAGCUGAUAAUUGCUAUGCAUUAUCCACUCAAAUCAAGUGUCAACGAGUGUUCCUAGACAAACCUGAUCUGUGGCACUAUCGCUUGGGACAUUUGAACUAUCGAGAUCUCAAAAGAAUUGUGAAGCUAAGGGUAGUUAGAGGGGUUCUGGAGUUAAAGGUUAAUCGUGACAGACUUUGCGGACCAUGUCAACUCGGGAAACAAAUUAGAGCUUCACAUCCACCACUGAAUGCUCUUGCAACAUCCAGAGUUUUGGAAUUGCUGCAUAUUGAUCUCAUGGGACCCAUGCAGAAUGAAAGUUUGAGCGGAAAAAGGUUUGUCAUGGUCUGUGCCGACGACUACUCUCGGUUCACAUGGGUGGAAUUCAUCAAAGAAAAAUCAGAUACAUUUGGGGUGUUCUCUGCCUUAUGCCUAAAGCUCCAGAAUGAGAAGUCAACGAAAAUUGUCAAAGUGUACAGAAUCAGAAGUGACCAUGGAAAGGAGUUCGAAAACAGGUUGUUUUCUGAUUUUUGUGAUCAGCUGGGGAUCUUGCAUGAGUUUUCAGCCCCAAAAAUGCCCCAACAGAAUGGGGUUGUGGAAAGGAAGAAUAGGACGCUUCAAGAAAUGACAAGGGUAAUGAUGGAGGCUAGGGAAAUAACCAAAAGGUUCUGGGCAGAAGCUAUGAAUACAGCUUGCUAUAUCAAUCGUGAGAACCUUGGAAAAUUUGAUUCCAGAAGUGAGGAAGGUAUCUUUGUUGGGUAUUCGAUAAACAGUCGCGCCUACCGAGUGUUUGUCAAGCGGACUCACUCGGUGAUAGAAUCUAUCAAUGUCAAGUUUGAUGAUCUGGAAGUGCAAGAAGAGUCCCCAGAAGAAGAAGAUCAACCUGUGCUAACCAUUCCUUCUGGAGGUAUUCCUGGUCCCUCGACUCAUAAUCAAACUCCUACUUCCUCCACAAACACAGAGCAGACUGUUUCAACUGAGAACCUCCAAGAUCCAACUGAUCCAGAUUCUGAAAUCACCAGUAAGCAACAGUCCUCAACUGCUCAUGCCAAGCUAUACAAGAACAGGCCACCUGCAUGGAUUUAA
Messenger RNA from Humulus lupulus (European hop), 2607 nucleotides. RefSeq lists its product as uncharacterized. Gene Ontology annotation, biological process: DNA integration. The record is from RefSeq and is a predicted model, not a curated record. The transcript has 2 exons. Gene Ontology annotation, molecular function: zinc ion binding; nucleic acid binding. The coding region runs from base 1 to 2607 and encodes 868 amino acids. NCBI's taxonomy places the organism in Eukaryota, Viridiplantae, Streptophyta, Magnoliopsida, Rosales, Cannabaceae.